ACGUCCGUUAGAAAUGAAUGAGACCCAAAGAAGUGACGCAUGACCGCGGUUUUCCGAGUUAUUAAAACAUUCAAAGUUCCUCGCCACGCAAACUGUUCGCGUUUUACGCGCGUGUAAAUGCAGCUCAAGAGAGCGUAAAUAUUUGAGUGUGAGUAAAGAAGAGUGAGCUGAGAAGUGCCGCGUGUCAGUACAGCACCAGUGUCCGUGCAUUCAGCAGCUACACAGACAUUUCCUAUAAUAAUAAUAAUAAUAUUUAUCGUGAUGGUUGUAUUGAAGAGUUUACCUCCACCCAGCGAGGGCAUCAAACUUCAGCAGGCCGAUACAACAGCGGUUCUGGACGGGAAGAGGCUGGGGUCAGGGACCCUGUUUGUGGCUGAGGCGCAAUUGUCAUGGUUUGAUGGGUCAGGUAUGGGUUUCUCUCUCGAGUAUCCCUCCAUCAGUCUGCACGCAAUCUCACGAGAUCCUGGAGCAUUCCCAGAGGAACAUCUUUAUGUGAUGGUCAAUGCAAAACUGGAUGAUGAAGGUGAACAGGAGAUGGAGGAUAAAGGUCCAGAUGAUGCAGGAGAAGAUGAGAGUGACAGUGGCAGUGAGGGUUCAGAAACCAUUACAGAGAUUCGCUUUGUGCCCAGUGAUAAAGCUGCACUGGAGUCCAUGUUCUCGGCCAUGUGUGACUGUCAGGCGCUGCAUCCUGACCCAGAGGAUGCUGAGACGGAUGAUGAUGAAGAUUAUGAAGGAGAGGAGUAUGAUGUAGAGGAGGCAGAACAAGAGCAGGGUCAUGGAGACAUACCUACGUUUUACACUUAUGAGGAGGGUCUGUCUCAUCUGACGUCUGAGGGUCAGGCCACACUGGACCGAUUGGAGGGGAUGUUGGCCCAGUCAGUCGCUCAGCAGUACCACAUGGCGGGAGUCAGAACGGACCAGGCCUCAGCUGAAUUUGAAGAUGGAAUGGAGGUUGACUCGAACGCAGUUGCUGGACAGUUUGAUGAUGCUGAUGUGGACCACUGAUGGAGCGUGUCUGUAAACUGCUGAUUAAAGCACUUCACUGAGGCAUGCUGGGAUACUGACUGACUCACUGAUACACUCGAUCUCUUUUCUAAUCUCUCUUUCCCUGAAUUUACUGAGCAGUCUGACAUUUACCCCGGCACUUAUAUGUCUCACUAAUGUACUUCGUACGAGUAGUUUUCCCCAAAGACCAAAAUAAUUCUCCUGUAAGGAUUAAUGUUUGUGUUUAAUGUUAGUUUCAAUAAAUACAGCUGUUUUUGUACAAAGUCA
Molecule: messenger RNA, 1272 nt
Organism: Paramisgurnus dabryanus
Lineage: Eukaryota; Metazoa; Chordata; Actinopteri; Cypriniformes; Cobitidae
Gene: clns1a
Product: chloride channel, nucleotide-sensitive, 1A
Biological process (GO): chloride transport; mRNA cis splicing, via spliceosome; cell volume homeostasis
Cellular component (GO): methylosome; pICln-Sm protein complex; cytosol
Source: RefSeq, a predicted model, not a curated record